Glycine soja is the source of this 2602-nucleotide messenger RNA. RefSeq lists its product as uncharacterized. NCBI's taxonomy places the organism in Eukaryota, Viridiplantae, Streptophyta, Magnoliopsida, Fabales, Fabaceae. The transcript has 3 exons. The record is from RefSeq and is a predicted model, not a curated record. Bases 546 to 2144 code for a protein of 532 amino acids.
CCUCUCUCCCAUCUCUCUUCUCUCUUUUAUCUCUCUAUCGAUAUGGAAGGUUGGUUCAAACGACGAUGUUUUUAGUGUGGUCGAAGAGAAUGGCUCUGUUGUUGGGGAAAAGGUGGUUGGUGGAGCACCGGAUGCGGGCAAAGAAGGUGGUAGAAGGGAGUUUGAGCCAGUUGCAGGUGACAGUGACUGUGGGGCGGGGAGAAGGUGCAUACUUUCUUUUUGCCGUUGAUGGUGGUGGAGCAUGGGCAACACCGCAUUCGUUAAAGAGGGAGAGAAGGUGUUAGGGAUGAGGGUAUUUUUUACCAUUGAGGCUUUUUGGGAGGUGUAUGAUUCAUAUUGGGAGGUGCAGCUUAUAAAUACCUAUAUUUAAAGACAAAAAACAGUUGGGCUAAAUCAAGCCCAAGGAAACGAUGAUUACGGUGAAUUCUUCAAAGGUGUAAACUGAAACGGAACGAAAGUUCAACUCCUUCUCAUGGAGGAAACUAACCUAAGCAACACGCAUCCACACUGAUUCCAAACCUUGCAGUUGCAGAGCAGAGGUUCCAAUGGCUACUGCGCAUAACACUCUUUCCUCUCUCCUCGCGCCUCAAGCUACCGGACGAACCACUCUUCGUAUUCCAAUUUCUUCAAAACGCCACAGGAAAAACCAUUUGCGACCCAAAAUUCUGAAAAUCCUUACUAAACCCUACCCCCUCGCCCUUCCUCUUCUACCGUCACUGCCGCCGCCACAGCCUAUCGUAUUGCCUCAAGAAAACAACAACCUCUGCGUCGAAAUUCCCGCCGGACAAUCAGAUAAAUUUGAAGAGUUACAAGUCUCCGAGGGUACCGCGAAGGACAAUGGUGUUUUCCAGAACGUUUCUGCUAUGGAUAUAUUCAAAUACGGUGGUCUGUAUUUUCUUGGGUUUUUUGUGUUGCAGACGAUAUACACCGUUUGGAUUGUUGGGGUUUACAAAUCCAACCAGAAAGACGGGGAAUUGGAGAUAGAUGGAAGGGAAAAUAGGGAUGAGAAAACUGUGUCAUUGCCUGUUAAUGGUGCUAGCAAUGCUUUUCUUUCUGAGGAGCAACUUUUAAUGGAGAAGAAAAUCGAGGAAAUUAAGUUAAUGGCGAGGGAAGCGCGGAGAAUUGAAUCAGAGAAGAAAGGGAAAGAGGAUGAGGAUGAGGAUUUUGAAGUGGAUGAUGAUGAAGGUGCUGUUUCUGGUAAUAGACUUGGUAUUGAGAAAGAGAUUGGUGAGCGAUUGUUAAGGCUGCAGAAUAGGAUAAAUGGUAGUGCUAAGGAUAUUUCAGCAGGGUUACAGAUUAAUAUUCGUGGGAAUUCUGCUGCUGGUGUGGAUAGGGGUGUCAAUAAGGACGUGAAUAAGGGAAAUGAGGCAUUGGUGUUCAAGAAGAAGUUUAAAUUCAAAAGUCCUUCUAAUAAGGCUACAAAAACUCCCAAGGGCUUUCCAGGGAACCGAGAUUGGAACGAAUCUAAGGUAAAGAAGAGGGGUUCAGAAAGUAAGGAGGCAGCUCAAGAUUAUGGAAGUGAUGUUUCUGAUCAUGCACAAAUGUUACAUGAAGAUAAACCAGUGAAUCAACAGGAUGCUGUGACGCAGAAGAGUGUUUCUAAUGUUCCUUCGGAAGAAGGAGGAAAAUUUGUUGAUGACAAGUCCAAGGCGACGCGAGACAGUAUAAAUGGCAGUUUAAGGAAUGGAUUGUCUGAAAAAAAUUCAGCAGCCAACAGAGUCAAAGUUAAGCAAGCAAAUACUAAAACUGAUAUGUGGUGGCUGAACCUCCGUUAUGUUUUUGUCAUUCUCAUGCAAAGAGAUUCCGAGGAAGGAUCAGAAGGUCUCUAUAGCCUAAAGUUCACUUCUAAGGAACAGGAACAAAGUGAUGAUGAUUCCUAUACUGUUGCUUUUGAGGAUCAUGCUGAUGCCAACAACUUCUGUUUUCUAUUAAAAUCGUUUUUUGAAGAUUUGGGGUCUUUUAGUGCUGAUGCAGUUCCAAUGUCAAUACAAGAACUGAAUGAAGAAAUAAUAUCACGUGCCAAGAAAGUCGUAGUUGUGAAAAAGAGGCAGCUUCAACUCUAUGCUGGGCAACCACUUGCUGAUGUUGAAAUGGCAUUGCGCUCUAUAAUAGAGCAAGAUCAAAAUGCACCAUCAUCGCCGUGAUAUGACCGUUACUUUAUCAAGUCCUGCAAGAAAUGUCCAUGAUGAAGUCUGGAAGAAACGGCAACUAUACCACAAUUGGUGGUCAUGGUAUAUGGGGACACUUGGCGAAAAUUCGUAGUUUUUCACUUCCAUCAAAGUCAAAAGUUGGAGUUGAUGGAGCGAAUUGCUGGGCACACAAGUGAAGAAUGGUUUUUCGUGACUGAAUCUUGGUCUAUCUUUUGAAAAAUCUUCCUAGUAUUUAAGUUUCAAUGCCCAGUAUCUUCCCAAGGGAAGUUCGUGCUAGAGCCACUAGAUACUUUAUCAUUUAGAAGUCUCAUUGGUUAUUGUGAGUAGGUGAGUGAGGGGGUAGGAUAUGUGGGGAGAUUAGUUGUAAUGUAAAAUCUGAAAUUUUGAAAAUCAAUUCAAAUUGCAGGAAUAAUAAAUUUGAUCUACAGGCAGUGCGAACUUGAAAUAUUAAA